This is a messenger RNA of Ostrinia furnacalis (Asian corn borer), 1473 nucleotides long. Its product is annotated as 3-ketoacyl-CoA thiolase, mitochondrial. Gene Ontology annotation, biological process: fatty acid beta-oxidation. Gene Ontology annotation, cellular component: mitochondrion. The transcript is spliced from 9 exons. Lineage: Eukaryota; Metazoa; Arthropoda; Insecta; Lepidoptera; Crambidae. Gene Ontology annotation, molecular function: acetyl-CoA C-acetyltransferase activity. The record is from RefSeq and is a predicted model, not a curated record. Bases 77 to 1279 code for a protein of 400 amino acids.
CAACAACACCGCGAUCCGGUGGAGUGUGUCGUGCGCAAGCUUAUCUUGUUUUUGUUGAAUAUUCUCGCUUUCGAAAAUGUCUGUCGCUAUUAAGAAAGGCGUGUUCAUCGUAGCAGCCAAGCGCACUCCAUUCGGGCGGCUGGGCGGCGCGUUCAAAGACAUCCAUCCGUCAGACCUGGUUGCUGUAGCGGCCAAGGACGCCAUCAAGGCUUCUGGCGUUGCGCCGAGCGCUAUCGACUCUGUUAACAUAGGCCAGGUGAAUUCGAUCAGCGGAAGUUCAGAUGGAGGCUUGUCACCUCGGCACGCGGCCCUCAAGUCAGGCGUUCCUCAGGAGACGCCGGCUCUCGGAGUCAACCGUCUCUGCGGUUCCGGAUUCCAGGCCAUCGUCAACAGUGCUCAGGACAUCAUAACAGGCGCAGCGCAAGUUUCUCUCGCUGGAGGAACUGAGAACAUGUCAGCUAUGCCGUUUGUAGUCCGCAACACCCGUUUUGGGUCGGCGCUGGGAACACCACUGCACUUCGAAGAUACCCUCACUGGCGGGUCUCUGGACACGUACUGCAACUUCACCAUGCCACAGACGGCGGAGAACUUGGCAGAGAAAUACCAGCUGAAGCGAAGCGAAGUCGAUGAAUUCGCGCUCGAGUCCCAGAGGAGGUGGAAAGCUGCGUACGACGCGGGCGCAUUCAAGGAGGAAACCGCCCCCAUAACGGUGAAGGUGAAGAGACAAGAGGUGGUGGUGGACAAGGACGAACACCCUCGGCCCGAGACCACCAUCGAGGGGCUGUGCAAGCUGCCUGUUCUGUUCAGGAAAGGAGGAGUGGUUACCGCUGGCAAUUCCUCUGGUAUAAACGACGGUGCUGGAGCGUUAAUCUUAGCAGGCGAGGAGGCACUGACGAAGAACAACUUGAAGCCACUAGCUCGUCUGCUGGGCUGGUCGUACGUAGGCGUGGACCCCAGCAUCAUGGGCAUCGGGCCCGUGCCCGCCAUCCAGAACCUGCUCAAGGUCACCAACUUGACGCUGAACGACAUUGACUUGAUCGAGAUAAACGAGGCCUUCGCGGCCCAGACACUGGCGUGCGUCAAGGAGCUCAACUUGGACCAGAGCAAGCUGAACGUCAACGGAGGCGCCAUCGCUAUGGGGCACCCGGUCGGCGCAUCAGGCGCCAGAAUCAUUGCGCAUCUGACUCAUGAGCUCAGACGGCGUGGCUUGAAACGAGCUAUCGGGUCUGCGUGCAUCGGCGGCGGACAGGGCAUCGCUCUCCUGGUGGAGUCUGUCUAAAGAUACGAAUCAUGGAGCAGUCGCAGACAUAAAGACUAACCUACCUAUUAUCUAAGUCAAUAAUUUCGUUGCUGAGCCACGGGAACACUUAAAAGCAGAUUAAAUAUUAAGAAAAUGUUGUUAUUUUGUAUUAUUGUUGACUGAUUGUUAUUGUAAAAAUAUGUAUAAAAGUAAAGAUUUAUUUUUAUAACUAA